AUGAAGAAUGAAAUAGAAGAGAGGUUUGAAGAUUGGAAAGGUAGAGAGGCAAUCCCUGGCAAACAUGGUGGGAUCGGACCGGCAUCUAUUGCUUGUGUUGUAGAGGUGAUGGAGAACAUAGUGUUCGUUGCUAAUGGAUUCAAUUUCGUUGAAUACUUCAUGAGUUCGAUGCACUAUUCACCAGCCACAGCAGCAAACAUGGUCACUAACUUUAUGGGAACAACGUUUUUGCUCACUCUUCUUGGUGGUUUUAUUGCCGAUUCUUUCCUUACUAAUUUCACAACUUUCAUCAUCUUUUGUUGCUUGGAACUCAUGGGAUUAAUCUUGCUGACAUUCCAAUCUUAUAGCCCCAAGCUCCAGCCUGAGAGUGAUAAAACACCCUCAACUCUUCAAGCAACGAUUCUUUUUACAGGACUUUAUGCGAUGGCUUUUGGUGCUGGCGGUAUCAAAGCCUCGUUGCCCACCCAUGGAGGCGAUCAACUUGACAGGGGAAAUCCAAGACUGAUCUCAAGAUUCUUUAAUUGGUUUUACUUCUCUAUAUGUUGUGGAUCCAUCUUGGCAGUAACUAUUGUGGUGUCAAUCGAGGAGAGCAAAGGUUGGUUUUGGAGCUUUACUAUCUCAGCCGGGACUCUAGCCCUUGCACUUCUUAUUUUCAUGGCAGGGUUACCGUUUUAUCGAUUCAAGUCUCCUACUGGAAGUUCAUUGACAAGGAUCACAAAAGUGAUUGUUUCUGCUGCACGAAACCGAAAUAAGUCUGAUUUGGAUGAGGAGAUGAUGCAAAGUCUUACCUCUACGGACGAGGGCAUUUCUCAUACCAAGUUGAAGUGUUUAGAUAAAGCAAUGUUGAACAAAAACAUCUCAGCAAUAGAAGUUGCGGAAACAAGAACAUUUUUGGGUCUCCUGCUAAUCUUUUUUAGCACGAUUGCUAUGAACUGCUGCUUGGCACAACUAUCGACUUUCUCGGUACAACAAGGCAUGAUCAUGGAUAGAAAACUCUUUGGUUCCUUCGAGAUCCCCGUGCCUUCUCUGGUCGUUAUUCCUCUACUCCUCGUGAUUUUAUCAAUACCUUUAUAUGACUAUUUCGGAAAAGGGAUCUCAUCAGACAUAUCACCAAGCUUCAAUUUAAAUCGCAUCCGACUUGGCCUAGCUCUCUCAUCUUUUUCGAUGGUGGUUGCAGCGAUUGUGGAAACGACGAGGAAAUAUGUAGCGGUUCAUUACGACUUCAAAAUAUCUGUUUUAUGGCUAAUGGUUCAGUAUCUGAUGCUAACUGUGGCUGAUACGUUGGCAUUUGGAGGGAUGCUAGAUUUCUUUUAUAGAGAAGCUCCAUCGAACAUGAAAAGUAUGAGCACGGCAUUGGGCUGGUGUUCGGCCGCAUUUGGUUUCUUCCUUAGCACAGCUCUUGUGGAGAUCACCAAUACGAUCACAGGUUGGCUUGGUCAUCAAUGGCUUGGUGGAGAAGAUCUCAACGAAACAAGUCUUGAAUUGUUUUAUGUGGUCCUUUUUGUUCUUAAUACUCUUAAUCUUCUUAACUAUAACUUCUGGACUAAGGGAUAUUAA
Molecule: messenger RNA, 1557 nt
Organism: Brassica oleracea var. oleracea
Lineage: Eukaryota; Viridiplantae; Streptophyta; Magnoliopsida; Brassicales; Brassicaceae
Product: protein NRT1/ PTR FAMILY 4.2-like
Exons: 4
Coding region: 1-1557 (518 amino acids)
Biological process (GO): transmembrane transport
Cellular component (GO): membrane
Molecular function (GO): transmembrane transporter activity
Source: RefSeq, a predicted model, not a curated record